AUUUUUGAAUUAAUCGACUUUUCGCGCUUCCCGCUCCGUCUCGGACGCGCUCGGGUCUCUCCGUACGAGCUCGCUUCUCGUCGGCCGAAGGAAGUAGAUUAUUUCACGUUAUCAUCAAUUUGUGGGGCCGUGGUGCUUUUUCGGAAUCUAAUCCCAGAAUGGAAAUUUAAUCAUCUUACAUCGCAAGUUCCGUGACCCCACAACUCCUUAAGUGAUCAGGCAAGCAUAAAAUGGAAUGGUUACUGUCUUAUUUUUUCUUCAUCUCCGCCAUGCCUCGUUGGGUGAUUGGUUCUGCUCUUGGUAGUGGAUUUUUCCUCUAUUAUUUUCUAGAAGUUGCAAAGCGUCCUGCUGUAUUCUGCUCCGAUGGAAAAUUUAGAAAAUUCUUAUAUUCAUACAUGCCCCUGUUAAAUGAAAGGUUUUGGCCUACAAUAUGGUGUUUCGAAUCCCGAGCCCAGACAAUGUUUUCUACAUUUUUACGAACAAAGUUCCUCAGUAAUGUUCAGUACUCAAGGGAAAUUCUAGAACUACCGGAUGGUGGCAUGGUUUGCCUAGACUGGUCUCUGCCUAAGGACGAUAAACCAGACACUCCAACAAUGUUAUUCCUGCCAGGAUUGACAGGAGAAAGUCAAGCUGAUUAUAUUCAAGGCUUUGUGCGAUCUGCAAAUAGUCUAGGUGUUCGCUCAGUUGUUUUCAAUUAUCGUGGCCUUGGUGGAAUCCCUCUGAAGACUCCACGAACUUAUUGCGCUUGUAAUUACGAAGAUUUGACUGAAGUAAUUGACCAUGUAAAAAGCAAGUAUCCAGAAAGUCCAUUAGGAUGCACUGCCGUUUCAAUGGGAGGACUGGUCCUUGGAAAUUACCUCGCUCACGAAUCGGAGAAAGCCAACAAGAACUUCAAAUGCUGCCUGAUCAUUUCUGUUCCUUGGAACAUUUCUGUGGCUGUUGACAGCAUUGAACAAUUUGGGCUGAACAUGUUGAUGAACAGAUAUCUUGCCUCUUGCCUCACAGAGGUUGUUAAAGGUCUUCGACAUGUCUUGGAGCCAUCUCAAAAAUACGAAAUGGAAAAAGUGCUUUCUAGUAAAACCAUCAGAGAAUUCGACUCUCAUUUCACUGUCAAACAGUUCGGCUACAAAGAUGUGAAUGAUUACUAUGAAAAUGCAACUAUUCAUAACAAAAUUCAUCGCGUGAAAGUGCCAGUCGUUUGUCUCAGUGCUGCAGAUGAUCCAUUCCAACCUUUAGAAGGUAUCCCUGUUGAAACGGCUAAUCUCCUCGAACACGUAGCGAUAGUGGUAACUGCGAGAGGCGGUCAUAUCGGAUUUUUGGAGGGCUUCUGGCCUUUCCGCCAAGAAGAACAAUAUCUUUUCAAAUUUUUCACUCAACUCUUCACUGCUGUUUUCAAAAACCCAGAGGCAUUCAAAGAUUCCUUCUCUGAAAUUGUCUCUUGAAGGAGGAAGAACAGUAAAUCGUUAUCGAAAGUCCAUCGCACUAUUCCAACUUACUCAGAGUUGGUGGUUUUUUUACGAGCUCUAAGUAAAACUACUUAAUUCCUUUUUUUUUGAGGGGGGCGGAAAGAGAGCUUAAUGGAGCCGAAUACUUUACAUUUUAAAGGAGCGAUUCAUAGUUCUGGUGUGUAACUUAUGAUCUUAUUCCAUAAAUGUGCGUGCAUCUUGAAAUAGUGAUCUGCCGAUCAGCAGCUGAAAAUAAUAUCUUUGCACCAGUCUUUAAAUUUAUGUGUUCUUAAUUGAUGAUAAUAAUGUUUUUUGAUAAGUAUGGUGUAAGAACACGCUUAUCAAAAGACAUUAUCCAUUACAAACAAUUUGGUUUCUUGGCAAAAAUUAUUUUAUAAUUUCCUUAAAUGUAUAAGUUUAACCAUAAAAAACUCUGUGACUGAUUAGUUUUGCCUAGCCAGGGGAUACUGCUGUAUAAGCGUUUAGAUGUUGCCAAAUCUCCAUCAAUAAAAUAUUUAUUUUUGAGGACAAUUAUGGAUGUAUUUACUUUAAAUUUUUAGUUUUUAAAAUUCAAUUGUGAACGAAAUCAUCUGAACAAUUGAAAGGAAAAUAUUCACAAUAUUCCCAGUAAAUUCUUUUUUUAUUGGAGGAAAUGUGGCAACUUCUGAAGAUUUAUACAACAUUUUUUCCAAGCAGAAUUGCUUCGUUCUUUACUCUCUGCUACACAUGUUGUGUAAUAUUGGUCAUAAAGAUUUGGAACAGUGUUUCCCGUUCAUAUUUUAAACUUUCUGUUUUCAAAAUUGAACGUAACUGUACAGAAA
This is a messenger RNA of Bemisia tabaci, 2266 nucleotides long. It is a transcript of the gene Hydr1, whose product is annotated as abhydrolase domain containing Hydr1. Gene Ontology annotation, biological process: medium-chain fatty acid catabolic process; medium-chain fatty acid biosynthetic process. NCBI's taxonomy places the organism in Eukaryota, Metazoa, Arthropoda, Insecta, Hemiptera, Aleyrodidae. Gene Ontology annotation, molecular function: acetylesterase activity; monoacylglycerol lipase activity. The record is from RefSeq and is a predicted model, not a curated record.